AUGAGAGAUCAGAUAGACCUGCUGGCCACCGUCACGGUUUUGGGAGUCUUGGAGCAAGCCUACUUUGCACUGCAGGUGAUCUAUGCCCGGCGCAAGCACAAGAUCUCCCCCCCGGCGACAUCAGGGCACCCUGAAUUCGAGAGGAUCUUCAGAGCUCAGGUGAAUUGCUCAGAGUACUUCCCGCUCUUCAUCUCACUCCUCUGGGUUGCUGGAAUCUUCUUCCAUCAAGGUGUGGCUGCAGCGUGUGGGCUGCUCUACCUCUACAGCCGCUUCAAGUACUUCCAGGGAUACACCGCGGCCGCGCAGGAACGGUUGGGGCCACUGUAUGCCAGCGCCCGGCUGCUCUGGCUGCUGAUCGGGCUGGCAGCGGUUGGGCUCCUGGCACACUUCCUGCUGAGCCUCUCCUCUGCAACAGCAUGGCCCCUCCAGCUGCUGCGUGGCUGGUGA
This is a messenger RNA of Pogoniulus pusillus (Red-fronted tinkerbird), 447 nucleotides long. Its product is annotated as leukotriene C4 synthase-like. NCBI's taxonomy places the organism in Eukaryota, Metazoa, Chordata, Aves, Piciformes, Lybiidae. Gene Ontology annotation, biological process: leukotriene biosynthetic process. Bases 1 to 447 code for a protein of 148 amino acids. Gene Ontology annotation, molecular function: leukotriene-C4 synthase activity; glutathione peroxidase activity; glutathione transferase activity. The transcript has 5 exons. The record is from RefSeq and is a predicted model, not a curated record. Gene Ontology annotation, cellular component: membrane; endoplasmic reticulum; nuclear envelope.